Molecule: messenger RNA, 2247 nt
Organism: Erinaceus europaeus (western European hedgehog)
Lineage: Eukaryota; Metazoa; Chordata; Mammalia; Eulipotyphla; Erinaceidae
Gene: CLASRP
Product: CLK4 associating serine/arginine rich protein
Exons: 21
Coding region: 117-2162 (681 amino acids)
Source: RefSeq, a predicted model, not a curated record
CGCUCUGCCAUGCUCCGCCCUCUCGCUCCUCGCGGCCUCCCACUUCCGUUUCCGGUGCGGGCAGCGCGCUAGCGCAGCGGUGGGAGGCGGCGGCGAGCCGACUUGGCCUCACCACGAUGUGGCACGAGGCGCGGAAACAUGAGCGCAAGCUCCGAGGCAUGAUGGUGGACUACAAGAAGAGGGCCGAGCGGCGGCGCGAGUACUAUGAGAAGAUUAAAAAGGACCCAGCCCAGUUCCUGCAGGUCCACGGCCGAGCCUGCAAGGUGCACCUAGACUCUGCCGUCGCCCUGGCCGCCGAGAGCCCUGUGAACAUGAUGCCCUGGCAGGGGGAUACCAACAACAUGAUCGACCGCUUUGACGUGCGUGCCCACCUGGACCACAUCCCUGACUACACCCCCCCACUGCUCACCACCAUAUCCCCAUCUCCUAACAGCUCCCCAGAGCAGGAGUCUGAUGAGCGCAAGUGUAACUACGAGCGGUACCGCGGCCUGGUGCAGAACGACUUUGCUGGAAUCUCGGAGGAACAGUGCCUGUACCAGAUCUACAUUGAUGAGCUGUACGGAGGUCUCCAGAGACCCAGCGAAGACGAGAAGAAGAAGCUGGCGGAGAAGAAGGCUUCCAUUGGCUACACCUAUGAGGACAGCACAGUUGCCGAGGUGGAGAAGGUGGCAGACAAGCCAGAGGAGGAGGAGUCACCGGCAGAGGACGAGAGCAACUCGGACGAAGAUGAGGUCAUCCCCGACAUCGAUGUGGAGGUAGACGUGGACGAGCUAAACCAGGAGCAGGUGGCAGAUCUCAACAAGCAGGCUACGACCUACGGCAUGGCCGACGGUGACUUUGUCAGGAUGCUCCGGAAGGACAAGGAAGAGGCCGAAGCCAUCAAGCAUGCCAAGGCCCUGGAGGAGGAGAAGGCCAUGUACUCUGGUCGUCGCUCCAGGCGCCAGCGGAGGGAAUUCCGGGAGAAGCGGCUGAGGGGUCGCAAGAUCAGCCCACCCAGCUAUGCCCGCAGAGACAGCCCCACUUACGACCCCUAUAAGCGGUCACCCUCCGAGUCCAGCUCGGAGUCUCGCUCCCGCUCGCGCUCACCGACACCGGGCCGAGAGGAGAAGAUCACCUUCAUCACCAGUUUUGGGGGCAGCGAUGAGGAGGCCGCUGCAGCUGCUGCAGCCGCAGCUGCAUCAGGGGCCACCACAGGGAAGCCCCCCACGGCCCCCCAGCCCGGCGGCCCCGUUCCGGGACGUAAUGCCAGCGCCCGCCGCCGCUCCUCCUCCUCCUCUUCCUCCUCCUCCUCCUCCGCCUCGAGGACCUCCAGCUCCCGCUCCAGCUCCCGUUCCAGCUCCCGCUCCCAUCGUGGUGGGGGCUACUACCGCUCGGGCCGCCAUGCCCGCUCCCGGUCCCGCUCCUGGUCACGUUCACGCUCCCGUUCCCGGCGCUACUCUCGCUCCCGUAGCCGUGGCCGGCGGCACUCAGGCGGGGGCUCCCGGGAUGGGCACCGCUAUUCCCGAUCGCCUGCCCGGCGCAGUGGGGGAUAUGGGCCCCGACGAAGAAGCAGGAGCCGCUCGCGCUCGGGAGACCGUUACCGGCGGGGUGGCCGGGGGCUCCGGCACCACAGUAGCAGCCGCAGCCACAGCCGCAGCAGCUGGUCCCUCAGCCCGUCCCGCAGCCGCAGCCCCACCCGCAGCCACAGUGCCAGCCGUAGCCCCUCUCGCAGCCGCAGCCCCAGUCAGAGCCACUCGCCAUCGCCGCCCAGAGAGAAGCUGAGCAGGCCAGCAGCGUCCCCUGCUGUGGGCGAGAAGCUGAAAAAGACCGAACCUGCCGCUGGUAAAGAGACAGGAGCUGCCAAACCCAAGCUGACGCCGCAGGAGAAGCUGAAGCUGAGGAUGCAGAAGGCGCUCAACAGGCAGUUCAAGGCGGAUAAGAAAGCAGCCCAGGAGAAGAUGAUCCAGCAGGAACACGAGCGCCAGGAGCGGGAGGACGAGCUUCGUGCCAUGGCCCGCAAGAUCCGAAUGAAGGAGCGGGAGCGGCGGGAGAAGGAGCGAGAAGAGUGGGAGCGCCAGUAUAGCCGACAGAGCCGCUCGCCCUCCCCCCGAUACAGUCGAGAAUACAGCUCUUCCCGGAGGCGCUCGAGGUCGCGGUCCAGGAGCCCCCACUACAGACACUAGCAGGAAUAGGGUGGGGGGGGAGGGGGCAGGGCUGGAGUCCUGAUGCUGCUGGUUUGAACUAGUGAAUAAAUCAGUCGUUAUUUAA